Molecule: messenger RNA, 339 nt
Organism: Tetrapisispora phaffii CBS 4417
Lineage: Eukaryota; Fungi; Ascomycota; Saccharomycetes; Saccharomycetales; Saccharomycetaceae
Gene: QRI5
Product: mitochondrial 37S ribosomal protein mS38
Exons: 1
Coding region: 1-339 (112 amino acids)
Biological process (GO): mRNA processing
Source: RefSeq, a predicted model, not a curated record
AUGUUUGGUAUUGUGAGAAACUGUGCUUGGAAGGCACCGAGAGCUCUCCAUGGGGUCUUCAACCUUAAAUUGAGGAAAAACUAUUUGCAUACAUUUGUGGACAGCAGAGCGAGCUCGAUUCUGGGAAACCCUGUUAUCAACUCGAAGGUCUUGGUGCAGUUGAACUUGAGACCAUUGGCUCCAUUGGCCCCUGUUCGUGAUGUGCCGCAUCAGAAUAUCGUCGAAAUGGAAUUGGAUUCUGUGAUGAGGAAGAGGAAAAAGAAGAUGAAGAAACAUAAAUUGAGGAAGAGGAGGAAGAGAGAGAAGGCUGAGAAGAGAAAGCUGUCUCAAGGCAGGUAA